This is a messenger RNA of Clonostachys rhizophaga, 1494 nucleotides long. NCBI's taxonomy places the organism in Eukaryota, Fungi, Ascomycota, Sordariomycetes, Hypocreales, Bionectriaceae. The record is from the annotation of a GenBank genome assembly.
AUGACCCAAUCACUACCUUUCCAGCUCGACUCCCCAUCGCUUUUUAAGGACCAAUCCUAUGUGGAUGGCGCCUGGGUAGAGUCGGCAUCUGGAAGACGAUUUCACGUGACAGAUCCUGGAACAGGGCAAAACUGGGCGUCUGUUCCAGAGAAUGAUGCUUCAGAUGUGGAACCUGCAGUUCAGGCAGCCCAAGAUGCUUUUCUUCUGUACCGCAAGACCACACCACGCCAACGGUCGCAAUAUUUGCUAAACUGGCACCUCCUUCGAAAGGAACACAAAAGUGAUAUUGCCAAGAUCAUCACAUAUGAGACUGGAAAGCCUCUCAAUGAGGCUGCGGGCGAACUGGAUUACGCAAUCAGCUCUACAUGGUGGUUUGCGGGAGAGGCUGAUAGAAUCCAAGGCACCUUCUUCGACUCAUCGAUGCCUGGAAAGAAAGUGCUAACUAUCAAGCAGCCCAUAGGCGUAGUAGCGGCACUUGUUCCCUGGAACUUUCCUGUCGCGAUGGUGGUCCGAAAAGCCGCAGCAGCGCUUGCUGCCGGAUGCACCAUGAUCGUCAAGCCAUCCCCAGAAACUCCAUUAUCUAUCCUCAGUUUGGCACAACUCGCGGCGCAAGCUGGUUUUCCAAAUGGGUGUUUGAAUGUUCUCACGACCAGCCUUGCGUAUACUCCGGCCCUGAGCGAGGCUCUCUGUCGUCAUGCCCUGGUUAAAAAGGUCACUUUCACUGGCUCGACCAGAAUUGGAAAGCUGAUAGCCAAGAUAUGCUCGGAUAGCCUCACAAAAGUCACCCUUGAGCUUGGUGGCAACUGUCCAUUUGUCAUUUUUGACGACGCAGAUCUAGAUCAAGCAGCGGCCGCUCUUAUGAAUCUCAAAUGGCGAAAUUCGGGCCAGGCAUGCAUCAGUGCCAAUCGCGUCUACGUCCAAGGCGGUGUCUACGAGAAAUUCGCCUCCAUGAUCACUGAUUUGACCUCCAAACUUGUUGUUGGCCAUGGCAGCUCCAGUGAUUCGACAUUGGGUCCCGUUACCACGCCACAGAGCCUCGAUCGCAUCUCAGAGCAAGUUAAAGACGCCCAGCUUCAUGGAGCUCUGAUCUUACUCGGAGGCAAGAGAGUAGAAAACACCACCGGAUACUUUUUCCAGCCGACGAUCAUCGCCGAUGCUACAAGUGAAAUGCGUGUCACGCAUGAAGAGUCAUUCGCUCCCAUCCUCACCUUUUACAAAUUUCAGUCCGAGUCAGAGGCAAUUAAGCUUGCAAAUGAUACGCCGAUGGGGCUCGCCUCAUACGUAUUCACCAAGGAUUUAGAUCGAGCCUGGAGACUACUCGAUGAAAUUGAGGCUGGCAUGAUCGGGCUCAACACAAGUGCAAUCACGGGUGCUGAAUCCCCUUUUGGUGGAAUGAAGGAAUCUGGAUACGGAAAAGAAGCCGGGAAGGACGUAGCCGUGGAGGAGUACCUUGUGACCAAGGCAGCCUCAGUGGCAAUAGCGAGCAGGCUGUAG